Astyanax mexicanus (Mexican tetra) is the source of this 1704-nucleotide messenger RNA. RefSeq names its product leucine-rich repeat-containing protein 3. Gene Ontology annotation, molecular function: protein binding. The record is from RefSeq and is a predicted model, not a curated record. Lineage: Eukaryota; Metazoa; Chordata; Actinopteri; Characiformes; Acestrorhamphidae. Bases 142 to 966 code for a protein of 274 amino acids. Gene Ontology annotation, cellular component: extracellular matrix. The transcript is spliced from 2 exons.
GUACAUCCCUAAUUUCUUCUCACUUCUGCUCUUCACCAUCUGCUCAUGUAUCAGAGCGAGAGAACCGCGGGGAAUUAACAGGCCAACUCCCUCGAUCUUCUUCUGCUUCAGUCAUGCUCAUGUCGUUUCUACUCUGAGGUGAUGAUCAGAAGUUUAAGGACAGUAGGUGAAGAUGCUGGAGUCUUCUGCCGGCUGUACGUCUUGCUCGGUGCAGGACUGUGGGUGCAGGCGAGGGCCGGGUGUCCCGCAGGUUGUAAAUGUCCGCUGGAGAGCAGGACGGUGCUGUGCGUCGCCGCGGGUCUGCUGGAGGUUCCUCGGGAGCUUCCUCUGGAGACGGUCUCCCUCCACCUGGAGCACAACCUCAUCCACACCAUCCCAGAAGAUGCGUUUCAGGACCUUCUGCACCUGCAGGACCUUUACCUGUCUCACAACAAGAUCGACUCGCUCGCGACCCGAGCGCUGCGUCACCUGAGUACUGAACUCAGGCUGCUCGACCUCUCCAACAACCAGCUGAGGCACGCCCGGUGGGAGGAGUUCGGCGUCACUCGGGCGAAGGUGCGGCUCUACCACAACCCCUGGCACUGCGACUGUAACCUGCAGCAGCUGAUGGAGGGUCUGUACCUGGAGCCAGAGACGGUUAAUCAGAUCGUGUGUAAGAGUUCGGUUCGAGGGAUUAACGAGGGAAGCCGCUGGGACGACUCCGCCGCCGCCGCCAGUCACAUCGGUCAGCCUCUGGUGAAGCUGCUGGACUCGGGCGUGAACUUCUGCAGUCUCCAGCGCAGGACCACCGACGUGGCAAUGCUCAUCACCAUGUUCCUGUGGUUCUUCAUGGUGAUUGUGUACGUGGUUUACUACGUGCGACAGAAUCGACCACAGGACACAAACUACCAUCUAAACCAGCAGGUUGUGAACCGUAACAAAUCUGUCGAGUCCAGGAACGAAGAAUCGGCUAGACAAAUUUACUAGCGUUGAAGUUAAAGAGCCGCUAUAUCAGCGUUCAUUUCGUUUAAGUUGACGCACCUUUUUUUCAAGACGAAAACUAAAUAAAAACAGCACCAUUUUUUUUUUAAACGAUGACGAAAUUAACUGUUUGGCAUGGAGGACGACCAAUCAGAACUCAGAUAUAGUUUUGCGAAAGCUAGGGACUAGUUAGGGAAAAAUCCAAUCCAAUCACUUUGGAUCAACUACUUUAGCAUAGGUCUAAUUAGCAUCUAAUUAUCAUUACAUUCUUCUAUUCUUUAGUAGGGUUUUAAUGCCUCUUUUAAAGAUGACUCCUUAUUUUUAAAGCUAUUUUCACACUCGAGACGAAAACAAGACGAUUACUAAAUAAAAACAGCAUAAAAUAAUAAUUUUAAAAAAUGACGAAAUUAUUUGACGUUUUCCUCAACGAAAAAAAAAAAACAUCCAAUCAGAAGAUCCAAUCCAAACUACUUUAAUGUAGGUCUAAUUAUCAUCUAAUUAUCCUGCAUAUAUUCUUAUGAUAAUUAGUCGAAUAAAAAUAGACUAAAAUUAAAAACAUUUCAGAUGACUUAAUUAAUAUGACUAAAAGACUGUGACUAAAAAUAAAUCAAAAUUAACACCUUUAGCACAAAUUUGAAAAGGGAGGGGUAGUUUAAGAGUGGCACUGGGUGAUGUAUGGGUUUAGGGGCGGAGCAGGAGGGAGAAGAAAGCUGAUUGGCUGAACUGCUGCAGCAGCAGUGUUCC